AUGCCUCCAAAAGGAGUUACUCCUCCUGCUACCCCUGUCAAGUUACACCGUAGAUCGGUUUCGAUGUUUCGAAGAUCAGAUGAAGGGGUAGUAGAAGCUAUAGAGCCUAAUGUUUUGGCUGCCGUUGUACCUCCGAGCCAACAAGCUUUGGGAACAGGACCACCCUUAUCAGUUGGGGGUUCAAGUAGCUCAAGCUUAGCUACAUCAAAAACUCCAGAGACUCUACCUGUUAACUCAUCCAGUUCUGUGAGCACUCCAACUAAAUUACCUGGUGGCUCGGUUUCUCCUCCAACUGGAUCAGUUACAACCCCACCUGUCACUUCAGGAUCAUCAUCAACAACUGAAGGUAUUUGUGGAACUUAUAACACUGAAACUGAUCUAGGUGUAUGUCUUUGGAGUGGAUCUGAUACUGAUGGAAAAGAUAUUAGUAAAAGUGGUUGGGUUAGCAGUGCAAUCACUACCAACUGUGGUCGAGAAGUUGCUGUUUUAAGAACAGGUCUUACUAAACCUGUAGUGCUUAAAGUUAUUGAUGGUUGUAACUUUGCUACUACUACAGCUGAUGUUGGUUGCUCUCAAAUCUAUUUAACUAAGAUGGCUUUUAAGGCUUUGAAUCCUACGGCUGAAGAAAAUUCUUCUGGUUUCUUCAAAGAUGCACUUGUUUGGGAUUUUCUUGCUGUUAGUAAUCCUGCUAACGUUCCAGAAUAA
Molecule: messenger RNA, 705 nt
Organism: Melampsora larici-populina 98AG31
Lineage: Eukaryota; Fungi; Basidiomycota; Pucciniomycetes; Pucciniales; Melampsoraceae
Exons: 8
Coding region: 1-705 (234 amino acids)
Source: RefSeq, a predicted model, not a curated record